CUUACUUUGAGUCUCCUGCCUAUGUUUGACAGAUGCUGGUGGAGAUGUAACAUGUAGAUUGUCUUACAACAAGUCUUCCCUCUUCUCACACAUCAUAGUGAAAUAUUACAUUUACUGCAUCAUUGGGUCAAGCACCAAACUAUCCUGAACUGAAAGACAGCAUCUUCCACACCAUGGAAGGUCCACUCCCUCACCUCCUUCUCCUCGUCCUGAUUUUCCUCCUCCACGCCUGGCGGGGGUGCUGUCAUCCCCAGUGUUUGGACUACAAGCCUCCAUUUGAGCCCCGGCAGCCAUUGGUCUUCUGCAAAGAGUAUUCCAAGUUUGGAUGCUGCGAUCUGGAAAAAGAUGGGGAGAUAUCAGUCCGAUUUUACAAAAUCAUGGAGAACUUUGACCAUUCAGGUUAUGUAACCUGUGGCAAGUACAUGCGCAGCAUCCUAUGCCAGGAGUGUUCUCCAUACGCUGCCCACCUGUACGAUGCCGAAGAUGCUAACACACCUAUGCGGAUGCUGCCUGGACUGUGCGGCGAUUACUGCUCUGAAUACUGGCAUCAGUGUCGGUACACCCUCAGUCUCCUCUUGGAGGACCUGGGGAGCCCGCAGCAGUUUGCAAACCUGACUGCAACGAUCGAAGAAGAUCGCAGAAGGUUCUGUGACUUUCUGGUGCUGAAGGACAACCAGUACUGCUAUCCUAAUGUCGUUACAAAUGCAGAGCUAAAUGCUAACCUUGGCUUUGUACGUGAAGAUCCCAAGGGAUGUCUGGAGUUGUGUUUACAGGAGGUUGCCAAUGGGCUCCGUAACCCUGUGGCCAUGAUUCACGCAGACGAUGGAACUCAUCGAUUCUUUGUGGCAGAGCAGCUGGGUUAUGUGUGGGUGUAUCUGGCCAACGGCUCCAGGAUCGACCGCCCUUUCCUCAACCUCACCAGGGCUGUGCUUACAUCGCCGUGGGCAGGAGAUGAGAGGGGAUUCCUCUGCAUAGCACUACAUCCAAGGUUCACCACGGUCAGAAAAGCCUAUGUAUACUACUCUGUAUCUGUCAAGAAGGAGGAGAGGAUACGGAUCAGCGAGUUCACACUUUUAAUUCAUGAUGACAACCAACUAGACCACUCCUCUGAGAGAACCAUCCUUGAGGUGGUAGAGCCGGCAUCCAAUCACAAUGGAGGACAGCUUCUAUUUGGCCAUGAUGGGUAUUUGUACAUAUUUAUUGGUGAUGGUGGCAGAGCUGGGGACCCAUUUGGAAAAUUUGGCAACUCACAGAACAAGUCAGCGCUCCUCGGCAAGGUGCUGCGUGUUGAUGUUGAGGACAAUGACAAUGGCGCCCCGUACAGUAUCCCCUCAGACAACCCGUUCUUGUGGGAGAAGGAUGCACGACCUGAGGUUUAUGCCUAUGGAGUUCGCAACAUGUGGCGCUGCUCCAUUGACCGCGGUGACCCUGCUACAGGCCGAGGCAGAGGCAGGAUGUUCUGUGGUGACGUAGGCCAGAACAAAUAUGAAGAGGUGGACCUCAUUGUCAAAGGAGGCAACUACGGAUGGAGGGCCAAAGAAGGCUUCAGCUGCUACGAUCGCAAACUCUGCCAAAACUCCUCGCUAGAUGACAUCUUGCCUAUCUUUGCCUACCCCCACAAGUUGGGCAAAUCAGUGACAGGAGGAUACAUCUACAGAGGUUGUCAGAUGCCCAACCUCAAUGGGCUCUACAUAUUCGGUGACUUCAUGAGUGGGCGUCUGAUGUCUCUUAAGGAGAAUGUCACCACUGGUGAAUGGCAGUACAAUGAAAUCUGCAUGGGGACAGACCAGACCUGCAGAUUCCCCAAACUCAUCAACAGUUACUAUAAAUACAUCAUCUCGUUUGCUGAGGAUGAAGCAGGGGAACUGUAUUUCUUAGCCACAGGAGUCCCGAGUGCCACAGCCAGAGCAGGAGUCAUCUAUAAGAUAGUGGACCCUUCCAGGCGAGCGCCGCCAGGAAAAUGCAACAUCAAGCCUUCACCUGUUAAAAUAAAGGGAAAACUGAUUCACUUCCACCCCAAAGAAGAGUUUGUAAUCAACAAGAAACCAACCACCACACCUGUACCCACAACAACCAGAAAAACUACAACCACAACAAGAACUCCAUCAAGAAGAAAACCUAUAAUAAUAAUAAAACCACCAAUGCCAACAAGAAAAACAAUUAGAAAAACACCACCAACAACAACAACACCAACAGCAAGAAAAACAUUACAGACAACAAGAAAAACAACAUUACAGACAACAAGAAAAACAACGAGAAAAACACCACCAACACCAACAACACCAACAAUAAAAGCUACGACAACAAUAAAAACAACCUCAGCAACAACAAUAAAACCAACAACAACCGUACCAACAACUGUCCAGAUGGCAACAACCCCUGACACAACCACACCCACUGGUUAUCGCACAACCGUCAUGACUGCAGCCAUGUCUAGGAUUGCUCAAUCCCCAAUCGUCACCACACCUCCAACCAGGAGACACGGAAGACCCCUUCAGACCCCCCCUUGUACCACCUCCCAAUCUUUAACCUCACUGCAACCUUGUCCAUCUACAACAUCCCUGACUCUGACCUCUGCACGUUACCUCGAGCAUCCUGGAGCGUUCACCACACCUCGGCUGCCAUAUUGGAACCAGAAACCCACGGCAUCAGACUACAAGCCCCAGAGACCACCGAUCAACACAACGCUGCUUAAAUCACAGGAAGAGAAGCUUUGGCUCGGAGAGAAGCAGGAAAUCGCUGGGGAGGGUAACCAGGUGUUUAAGAGGCCUCGAGGAAGAGGUAGAGGGCGCGGUUACAAGCGAGGAAGAGGGCUACGGGUUGGCUCAGUGCGACUGGUAAGCGCUGAUGGUUUAUCAGAUCGAGGUAGAGUGGAGAUCUUUAUCCGUGGUGAGUGGGGGACAGUGUGCGAUGACCUUUUUAGCAACAAAGCAGGUACCGUAGUGUGUCGACAGCUUGGUUUCACGACGGCGUUGGCAGUGAUGAAGAGGGCUGCGCUGGGGGAGGCAGACAGGAGCGUCAGGAUCCUGUUGGAUGAUGUGGAGUGUGAGGGCGGAGAGAGGUCGCUGCUGGAGUGCAAGAGAUCCAGGGUUGGGAAACACAAUUGUUCACAUGGGGAGGAUGUAGGGGUGAUCUGCGGUUAGCAGAGAGGGGUGAAAGUAAAAGAAAAGCAUAGGAAGGGAAGUAGGAGACAGUGGAGUGAUGA
Molecule: messenger RNA, 3205 nt
Organism: Morone saxatilis (striped sea-bass)
Lineage: Eukaryota; Metazoa; Chordata; Actinopteri; Moronidae
Product: HHIP-like protein 1
Exons: 15
Coding region: 174-3143 (989 amino acids)
Cellular component (GO): membrane
Source: RefSeq, a predicted model, not a curated record